AGCAAAUCGUUUAUUAUUAUCAACUGUCAAUUCUUUUUAGAGACAAAAACCAAUGGAUGCAGUUAAUUGCACGGUUGAUCUUAAUGGACCUGCACUGUUCUGACCUUCUGUCAUUCACUGACAUCAUACAUUCAAAUGCAAAUGAUCUGGUGAAUCACAGCCGGCGGAGCUGUCCUAUAAAGCGGGGCACAAACUGUCCGCUUGUCCUCGCAGGGCCCAGGGGUGAUCCUGCCGAGCGGGAGAGGAGACAGGAGACAAGACCCGACGAUUUUUGGUGGGCGACAGAGAGAGAGAGUUUCAAAAUCAUAUGAUGUCAGUGGUUGGCGCGCAGCCUUUCAUCAAACCAAUGCAGCCAGCACCUUCUGUUUCGCCUGGUAUCCAGAGGAGACACACACUGCCCGCCAGCGAGGUCCGGCCGCUCAACACGCAGGAUGCCAUAAGCGUCUUUGAGAUCGAGCGUGAAGCUUUUAUCUCAGUGUCAGGUGAGUGUCCCCUCCACCUGGAUGAGGUGCGUCACUUCCUCACGCUGUGUCCAGAGCUGUCCAUGGGCUGGUUCGAGGAGGGCCGGCUGGUGGCUUUUAUCAUCGGCUCUCUGUGGGACCAGGACAGACUCACCACAGACGCGCUGACUCUCCACAAGCCCCGCGGCUCCACCGUCCACAUCCACGUCCUCGCUGUCCACCGCACCUUCAGGCAGCAGGGCAAAGGUCCCAUCCUGAUGUGGCGCUACCUGCAGUACCUCCGCUGCCUGCCCAAUGUGCGCCGAGCGGUGCUGAUGUGCGAGGACUUCCUCAUCCCCUUCUACCGCAAGUCCGGCUUCAAGGUGCUGGGCCGCUGCGCCAUCACCGUGGCCAGCAUGACCUUCACGGAGAUGUGGUACCCCAUCAGCGGCCACGCGUACAUGAGGCGCAACAGUGAGGCGAUCCGUUUCCCGCAGCAUCCCCUGACCCUGCCGCUGACAAAGACCGACGAGCAUGUAUGACUGUCUGUGACGCGAGCUGCGCGCACAGGUUGGGUUUGAUUUCAAAUCAGUGUCGUGUCCUGUGGGACGUGUUGGGGUUUUUCUCUGUUCUGUUGGAUUUUUGUUUCCUCUGAUUUCCUCCUGAAACUCUGUGUGAAAUCCUCUUUAAACAAGAAUGUACUAUACUGUAAUGUGAUGUAUGAUACUUUGUGUUACCAAGUUUAUUUUCAUGGUCUAGUUAUUAGUGAGUUUAAACCGUUCCAACAGCUCUGUAGUCAGAGUUACUUGCUGUCGUGUUAGACACUUGGAUGUGUUGCUUCCUGCUCAGCGCCGUCAUGGACUUCCCACAACUAUGGACUGACGUCAGCCUGCAGGCUUUAGCCGCUCAGCCGCAGCUCCUCCAGCUCUAUUAGGGGGCUUUAGCUGUUGUAAACGUCGGAGGAUUUAGAAAAGGGAUCCACUCAUCAUUAAGUCUGCACAUGCAAUGACCCGACUUAGAUUUUGGUGAGAUAGGACUCUGUGUUGUAACGUGUUUGUGUCUGUUGCAGUAUCGAUUUCAAUAAAAUGUUUUCUACUGUUUUUUUUUUAAAGAUGAAAAAUGAAUGUUUUUUGUUGGAUUUGUCUUCCCCAAGUCGUUUUAACUUUCCCCCCUUGAACACCUCACUUUAUUUGUCAU
This is a messenger RNA of Acanthopagrus latus (yellowfin seabream), 1637 nucleotides long. RefSeq names its product serotonin N-acetyltransferase-like. Gene Ontology annotation, molecular function: aralkylamine N-acetyltransferase activity. Gene Ontology annotation, biological process: response to light stimulus; circadian rhythm. The record is from RefSeq and is a predicted model, not a curated record. The coding region runs from base 308 to 982 and encodes 224 amino acids. Lineage: Eukaryota; Metazoa; Chordata; Actinopteri; Spariformes; Sparidae. Gene Ontology annotation, cellular component: cytoplasm. The transcript is spliced from 3 exons.